AUGGAGCCCAAAACGCACUCAGUCAAAACUGCUGCUACCCCCAUGCAUCAAGCCAAAUAUUCCGUAAACACCAACAACGGGAAGAAAAGGUCACACAAACAGAGAGUCAAGAAUCCGUCAAAAAGAGAACGAAGGAAGCACAACAGGCAUCCACGUCACAGUGACGGCUCUUCCGCACCCGAUACGAACGAGGAUAAUGACCAGUUUGCCAACGAUGAUGGUUCCUCUGACUCAGAAUCCCUCUUAUCAGACUCGGAGGACGAGAUGUCUCAACGCAAGACUAAAUCGAAAAGACAUCCUGGAGCUACCACAGCCAAGAAAUCUCGUCCCAUUGCUUUCCAUUCCACUAGAAAGAGCAAGGCUUCCAAGAGAAGCAAUCUAUCCCCGUCUCCAUCGUCUUCUUCGUCCGAAACCGACUCGAACUCUUCAAGCGAUGAUGACGAUGAUGACGACGGCUUGACCAAGGUCUCAAUGACAGCCCAGCAGAUGCAGCUAUUCCAGCAUUGGCAACGCAGCAACGGCACCUUGCCGCUUGGCGGCGAUAAUGGUCCGGCUUUCUGGCCCCCUCCUCCCAGGCGCGGCGGCAGCCUUGGCUUGGGAGAUGCUGGGCUUGGUGAGAAUCCCAUGUUCGGCAACGGAACUAGAGCCAGAGCACGGGCAACGCCGCCGUCGUCGAAAAAGAAAUCAAAGCUGGACUUCAAGCGCGUUGACCAAGUCUGGGACAGCGCUAUCCACCAAUACAAACUCCAGGACACGGCGGCAAGUACCUCAGAGACGCAGUACAGCGGAUACGUUCUCCAGGUCAGACGAACUUUUGACUGGGAGGGGAAGUACAAGGCCACCGUGGUCGACGUCAAAAGCAAACUUCUUCGCGAAGUUUUGCAGGAGGUCAUGGGUAACAUCAAAGGCGUCAGCUUGGUGGAUGAGACGCCGAAAAUUGAUCCCAAUAUGCUGUUUCUCUAUCUGGAAGACUUUCGAAAAUUUGAUAAGCAGCUGAAGAAGUCAGUGGUGGUCAGCGCCGAUAAGAAGGAACGCAAGAAGCGCAAGAAGCACAUCAAAACCAAGCGGCAGCAUCUCAAAGUUCUUCUGAAGUACGUUGAUAAGGACUAUGCUCACGUGAAGAAGAGUUUGUAUCCUAUGCUUGAAAACGGACUCAUCACGUUCGAGCUGCUCUGGGCACUUUUCAAGCCCAAUACGCUGGUUUACACAACGACUUACGGAUCUCCUGACGAGCCUCGAGUCUUCAAAGUGGAGCAGGCAGAAAAGCUGACCAGCGUGACCAAAGGAGGAUUCUACUGGAUCGACGGUAAAUUGAGUGUCACUUCGUUUCUUUAUGUCGCUGCGAGACAUCAACUUACACUAUCACCGUAUCUGGAGUUUGACGGGAAGCGGUUCGGCUACGGCACUCUCUACGAGAAAAUCCUAGAGUUCCGAGGAGCGCGCAAGAUCACCAGUCUCUGCGCUUUCCCGCUCGACUUCCAUAAAGACAAGGGGGCCGUCGAGGCCGCUUUGAUCGAUCGAGGCAAAAGAUUUGUGCAGCUUGCAUAUUACAAGAAGAAGAAGGCUGUGAUCAAAGUCAACGUCAAUAGCCGCGUGAUGGUCGACCCUGCCAUUCACCGCAGGAUCAACCCCAACUACCAAGUCUCCGUGGUCCGACCCAAGGACCACGACGUCUUGUCCGAUUCCGCGGACUCUGACGAGGAAGACCCGUGCGGCCAAGGCUCAGAUGAUGACAAUGGGAAUGGGAGCGAUGAUGAUGCCUGCGGGAAGAUGGUAACAAAGGUGGUGCGUGAUGCAAAGGGCGGUGUUCGCAUGGUUCGUGUCCCAAAGUCUGAUCUUGAGAACUCGGCUCCAGCAGAGAAGCUCGAACAGGUCAAGGAGGCUGAGGACGAAAGCCUAUCUGGUGCAUCUCGUCAAGACGGCGAAAGGUCGAAGGAAGCGCCGAUGUUCUCGGAGGAAGACUAUCUCAUUGCAUCGUCUGUUGUUCUGGGGUUUUCCUUCUCCGAGAAGCUAUGGCUUGAGUUCACCGUGUCGGGGAUUGAUGAAAUUCAAUGGAACGACAGCGCUUACGACUCUCUUGUGCUCGAGUCUAAGCCGAAGGACAUCGUUAAAGCACUAGUUGAGUCCCAUAAGUACCAUGCUGCCGAGAGCAUUGAUGAUGUGAUUCAAGGAAAGGGAAAGGGGCUUGUCGCGGUUCUCCAUGGACCUCCCGGUACAGGAAAGACGCUCACAGCGGAGGGCAUUAGCGAGCUUCUCAAGUGUCCCCUCUACAUGGCAUCCGCCGGAGAGCUUGGCACCGACUCGCGCUACCUUGAAGCAGAGCUGCAGAAAAUCCUUGACAUUUGUCAUGCUUGGGGCGCCAUCCUGCUCCUUGACGAGGCCGAUGUGUUCCUCGAGAAGCGGAACCUCCACGAGAUUGCCCGCAACGCGUUGGUUAGCAUCUUUCUGCGUCAGCUGGAGUACUUCCAAGGCAUCUUAUUCCUGACCACGAACCGAGUCGAGACAUUCGACGACGCUUUCCAGUCCCGCAUCCACAUUGCCUUGCGGUACGAGAGCCUCAACCAAAAGGCAAAGAAGUCCAUCUUCAAGAUAUUUGUCGAGAGGGUCCGUGUCCUCGAGAAGGUCGACCUCAAACCUUUCAGUGACGAAGACUAUGACGACCUUGCAAAGCACAACCUGAACGGCCGACAGAUCAAGAAUACCGUCCGCACAGCGCAGGCCUUGGCCGUCAACAAGGGUGACCCCCUCAGCAUGGACCACAUUAGGCAGGUCCUCGAUGUCCAGAACAGCUUUGACCUUCAUCUAAAGGGUGGAGAGUCGUACAAGGACGCCAUGCGGAGCUACUACUGA
Molecule: messenger RNA, 2850 nt
Organism: Colletotrichum graminicola M1.001
Lineage: Eukaryota; Fungi; Ascomycota; Sordariomycetes; Glomerellales; Glomerellaceae
Product: ATPase
Exons: 7
Coding region: 1-2850 (949 amino acids)
Molecular function (GO): ATP hydrolysis activity; ATP binding
Source: RefSeq, a predicted model, not a curated record